GUACGAAGAAGAAACAUUCCAGAUUCAGUUUUGGAUGCAUUUUGACAAGUUUGCGCCCGUUCACCAGUCAUGGUGCAUCUAUCGAGCAACUCCGCCUAACCCAUCAGGUUUUGGAAGUCAGAAAUGGAUUCUACGAGAACUCAUGCUGCAGCUUUGGAUUUUGCUCAUAGUUACAGAAUUCGUACACCCAGCCGCGAUUUCCGAAUUGGUACGACUCGUACGCAAUUGCAAUUCGCCGGCGUUCCGAUCGGCACUGGUACUGUGAUCCAAUUCGCCAUGCCUCCCUUACCAGGAAGUAAAGAUGACUCACAUGUUUCCCCUAUCUCCUGGGAACCUGUGGAAGAUGAGGAUGACAUCAUCUCCCUUAUUGGCUACCACUCAGAUGGGGAUCUUGGUCCUUCCCUUUCAAAGGGAACCCCCAUCACUCCUCUUCAGAUGGACCUAUCUCUUUGCUCAAAAGUCUCAAUGCCUUUACAACGAGCUGACGAGGAAAACCAUGUUGGUUAUGCCACAAGGAGCAAGACUAGGAAGGAAGUACCUCCCAACCCCCCUUAUGAAGCUUAUCUUUUGGAAUUCCUGUGGGGUCAGCUCCUCCCUCAGCAGGCUCAUAUUCCUCAAGAGGAAACAUAAACUUCACUUUCUUUGUAUCAUUGAACCCAUUAAUAAUGCUAGCUAGCUUGAUAUCUUCAGGCUUCACUUUGGUUCUCUAAUUCCAUCAGCUCCUCUAACAAUAAGAGAUGAAUCUUUUG
Messenger RNA from Cuscuta campestris, 749 nucleotides. NCBI's taxonomy places the organism in Eukaryota, Viridiplantae, Streptophyta, Magnoliopsida, Solanales, Convolvulaceae. The record is from the annotation of a GenBank genome assembly.